AUGGAGACAUUACCAACAGUAGAGCGUGCCCUCAAGGUCCGGGGUUCCAAGGAGAUUGAGAUAUGCAAUAAAUGGCCCCUGCCUGUUCUCGAAGACGACGAAAUCCUGGUCCGUGUCAGAUGUGUUGCCAUGAAUCGGGUGGAUGUGGAGAUGGUCGAAUUGGCGCCAAAGAUCGGCGUAACGAUAGUUUGUCAGUUCUCUGGCGAUUCAGUAGGGUUGAUCCGAUGCCACGUUGGUGAAGAAUCGUAAGUUAAAGAAGAGCCCGGGGAAACCAUCCGAAUCGAGGCGACAAUGGGGCGUUUGCUGACUUCGUCGCUGUGGCGGGGGACUUGGUUUAUCUUCUUCCUCCACACUUGUCAUAUCAGCAAGGUGCCAGCCUUGGGGUUGCCCUCCCCACAGUAGUCCCACAGUAGGCAUGGCAUUGUACUCUUUGUGGUCUCUCCCCAAACCCUACCCAUUGUUGUCCCAAGCCAAGCGGACCCGAAGCGCAAAAGCCUUUCAGCCGCAAGCGAGAGCUCGUCGUCAACCCCAUCUUCAACGUCGUUUGAAUCGUCUCCCGCAACCAGAACCCAGCGAUAUGUGCUUGUAUACGGCGGAAGCUCGGUUUGCGGUGCCAUGGCCUUGCAAUUGCUUCGAAAUUCUGGGUUUAUCCCGGUGUCCACAUGUUCGCCCCAGAUUUUCGCCCUGGUGAAAGAUUUGGGUGCUGAGGAGCCUUUCGAUUACAACUACCGAUCGCCGACAUGUGGGGAAGACAUUCGCCGCUUCACCGCCAACACCCUUACUUAUGUACUUGACUGUACUCUAUCACAGAUCUUACGUAACUCGACAAGAAUUCACUAUGCGGCUAUAGGUAUGCCCGUCCCAAAGACCGAGCAUUUGCCGAAAAAUGGAUUCUAG
Messenger RNA from Hymenoscyphus albidus, 897 nucleotides. The record is from the annotation of a GenBank genome assembly. NCBI's taxonomy places the organism in Eukaryota, Fungi, Ascomycota, Leotiomycetes, Helotiales, Helotiaceae.